Messenger RNA from Trichobilharzia regenti, 903 nucleotides. The record is from the annotation of a GenBank genome assembly. Lineage: Eukaryota; Metazoa; Platyhelminthes; Trematoda; Strigeidida; Schistosomatidae.
AUGAGAGUUUACAAAUUAUACGAACUACGAAGAUACUACAAUACAGCAUCGUCAUUGGCUUUUGGCUUUGAUACUGUCACAGUUCUUGCAAUCACCGUCAUCCCAUGGAUUAUUUCUUAUGUUACCUAUGACUUUUAUGAUGGCUCAUAUACUUACCAAGAAAGGCCUUCAUUAUCUUUCACCGGGAAAGUAUUUUUAUACUUGCAAAAAGAAGACGAUUUUGUGUUUUACACAAAUAUUUUCAAUCCGGAGUUAUUCUCUGGCCUGCAGUCCAAGUACAGACUAACUCAAACAAGUUUCUACACUGAGAAAGACCCCAUGACAGAAGAAGACAUUGCUUUUCACAGUGUCAUAAAAGCACCUCUUCUUUCCACAGAGAAAGUAGUGGGCUUCACCAUCAUUCUUUUAUUCGACAUUACUUCGUGGCGUUUUCACAAUAAACGAACCGAGGUUCCUUUGAUUAUUAGUAAAUCUUUUCGCUCAUAUGUCACUUCAAUAACCUAUUCAGGAGACCUUGUUUGGUCAGAAACUUGCAUGAAGUCUAAUGUAAUCACUAGAGCUAGCUAUAAAAGUAAAAAUAUUCCAAGGCAGAUCACUGACAUAUACUCAAACCUUACACAUGGCGAACUCUGUAUGCUAGAAGAUAGAAUAUAUGUCCCAACAAUCAGAAGUAGUUUUUCAGGAGGAUUUGAACUGGAUUCUACCAUACGUUUCUCUUCCUUAAGGAUCAGUGAAAAUCCUGGAUUUUGGUAUAUCAUCAAAUUUGCUUGGGUUCAGUAUUUACUGGUAGCACUAGCCUUCUUCUGUUUUGCUGAAAAAAUGCGUGCAUUUGUGUAUAACAAACAGAUAGUAAGAACAGCAGUACAUUCAACAAUUUCAAAAUCGAUGGAAACAUAUGAAUAA